CGUGCGUUCGUGCUAGUGUCCGCUGCACCUAUUUUGUGUGUGUGAAAUGUAAGUGUAGUAGUAAAGUAUCAUAAUAAAGUGUCAUAUUAUAUUAUUUGAUAAACGGAAACCGACUUCUCCGCCGUCGUAUCACUUAUUGAUGUCCUGCUUUGAAUAUUAUUAGUCAAAUUCGACCAUCGGCCAUGAAUUCGUGUUUCCCGCCAUUAGCCGCUCUAACACUGAAAGAUAAACGCCGAAAUUCCGCUUAUUUGGAGACCACCGGGAAUCAAACCAGUGGAAAACCUAAUGUUAUACAAGACAUGGAAAUGUUUUAUAUAAAGCAAAUUGCUCAUAAUCUUAAGGAUUACGAAUUAGAACAAAAAAUGGAAUUCGAGAUGAAAAUGCGUGAAGGUACUACACGACUUCUUGCCGCCUGCAAACAUCAAACUCAAUCGCUGCAAGCCGCCAAGAGCUUGUUGACGUCUAAUGAAAGAAUGACCGCUUACAUCGCUGAAUUGCACCGGAAAAGCCGAGAACCCCCACAAAUUGGAUGGAACGGUGGCAAGGCUCGGGUGUCACUUUCGGACUUACGACUCCCGUUGAUGUGGCGGGACACGGAUCAUUUCAAGAAUAAAGGUGACUAUCGGCGAUUUGCGGUGUUCUGUUUGGCUAAAAUCGGCACGCAACUUUACGAUACUAGCCUCAUGUUCCCGGUAGAUAGAUCCAUGACCGACGUUACGUUUAACGAUGUAUUGCUCUUUGAAAACGUUGGACCGGAUUUCAAACUCGACUUAGAAGUAUAUGCUCACGUUCUGCGCGACGACUUUUCGAUUGCUAGUACUCCAAGAAAAAUUAAGAACACGUUGCACAGUUCCAUAAGUCGCACGGUUGGUAAGAAGUUGGCUGCCACGUUGAGGGACGAAUUAAAUAGCGGUAAAAUUGGACCUAAUUUUGAACUAAUGGCGUCAGCCAAGCUGACUUUAGAAGAAGUGGAUGACAGAGUACAUACACACGAUAUGAAAAUCGAGAGCACUCCAGAAAACCGUAAUAACCAGUUACCUCUAUUUGGCCAUUUUUGUUGUCGGUUGGCUGCACAGCCCCAAUGUGUAUCAUCUCCGGUAUAUUCAGGGCGUGUACGACCACGAGAUGAAUCAUCUUACUCGUGGGCCAGCCUUCAAGCAUUUGAAUUAUCGAUAUGGUCAACAGCAGAAGAAGCAAAAUCUCAACCACCCCAAAAAUCAUUUCGCGUUGAUAAGAAUACAGUAAUUCGAGCGUUAAAGACUAGUAAUGAAAUUGAAAUAUCUAACGAAUCUGAAAAGCGAACAGUAUCAUUUAUAUUUUCAGUGGAAAACGGUGAAGAGAAGGGUAAUUGGCUGAAAUAUUUAGUACAACAUGCCAAAGAAUAUUACAAAUGGAAAAAAGCAGCUGAAAAUGUCAUGGAAGUACAAUUGUUAGAAACUAAUAGGCAUUCAUUUGUUAAGCCAGAGCGACAAGGAUCACUUUAUGAUGAAACUCCACUGUUAGAAUCUUUUGACAAGAACAAUCGUGAUAAGAACAGGCCUAGUGUAAUGGAUAUGUUUUCCAAUGGAGGUCAAGUGUCUACUAGCAGUCUUAGCUCGUGUUCAUCCACCAGUUCUAUGUCUCAUAAUUUACGCUCAAACUCAUCCUCAUCAUCAACAUCAACUGUGAGCAGUAGUGGAACCCAAAAACGAUUGCAUUGGCCGUUUUCUAGAAAAACGUGAUUGGCACACAAAGUUUCUAUUUCUUCAUUAAGAUAUACAUACUGGAGUGGGCUACACCUUACUAAGAUUCCUAGUUUUAUACCCUUAUUUACCAUUUUUGUACCUGCUUAAUGUUAAAUUUUAAAAGAGCUUAAUUCUAAUAGUUUUAUUAUUCAUUUUUAUCUAUUUUGUACCUAUUCCCAUGUGUACCAUUUCAUUUUAUUUUUAAGCAUAUUAUUAUCAUUUGAAGUAUAGCCCUCUCUCAUUCAAGUGUCUUUAAGACUUACAAAAAA
Messenger RNA from Melanaphis sacchari, 1993 nucleotides. RefSeq names its product rhotekin-like. The coding region runs from base 183 to 1721 and encodes 512 amino acids. The transcript has 10 exons. NCBI's taxonomy places the organism in Eukaryota, Metazoa, Arthropoda, Insecta, Hemiptera, Aphididae. The record is from RefSeq and is a predicted model, not a curated record. Gene Ontology annotation, cellular component: actomyosin contractile ring. Gene Ontology annotation, biological process: septin ring organization; actomyosin contractile ring assembly; mitotic cytokinesis.